AUGGAGACCAAGUCGGGCAAGGUGGACGUCGUGCUCGGCGUCAACGGCUACAUAUGGAUCUGCAAGCACAUUGAGAACCAGAGUGCGGCGGAUCUGGGCUCUUCGGGGCUGCACCGCCUGGAGGAGAUGACGAGCCUCAACAUGUACUCGAGCCAAAACGAUCACAUCGAGGUUGGAAUGAUGCGCGAGAUAGCGAGGAUACGCUGCGUUAUCGUCGCGCUGGUAGAAAACGGUCUCAAAGUCGACGAGGCCAUGGUGUGCCAGGGCUACGAGUUUGCUGUGGAAAUGGCCAACGAGGAUGUGGAGGAUAGCAUAUACCUAGGGGGAGAAAGGAGAAAGACUAGCCGAGGAAUUACGGAAGUGAUAACUUGA
Molecule: messenger RNA, 372 nt
Organism: Parascedosporium putredinis
Lineage: Eukaryota; Fungi; Ascomycota; Sordariomycetes; Microascales; Microascaceae
Source: the annotation of a GenBank genome assembly